This is a messenger RNA of Aspergillus mulundensis, 1194 nucleotides long. Its product is annotated as Gfo/Idh/MocA family protein. Gene Ontology annotation, molecular function: nucleotide binding. The record is from RefSeq and is a predicted model, not a curated record. NCBI's taxonomy places the organism in Eukaryota, Fungi, Ascomycota, Eurotiomycetes, Eurotiales, Aspergillaceae. The transcript has a single exon. The coding region runs from base 1 to 1194 and encodes 397 amino acids.
AUGACCUUGACUUCAUCUUCCACUAUCAGCGAACAUGUCGGGAGCCAGAAACUCCGCAUCGUCAUCAUCGGCGCCGGCCUCAUCGGUCCCCGCCAUGCGCAGUCUGUGCAACGACACCCAUUAACCCAGCUGCUCGCCUUCGUCGAUCCUUCGCCCUCUGCUAUCCCGAUCGCUGAGUCGUUUGGUGUGCCCUGUUACCCUUCUCUUGCGGAGUUAUUGGACUCCAAGGACCCAAGACCCGAUGCGGCAAUCGUCGCUACGCCAAACCACACGCACGUCGAUGUCACGAUCAAACUGCUAGAAACCGGCAUACGAAACAUCCUCCUCGAGAAACCGAUUAGUGAUGACCUUGACUCCGCCGAACGCCUCCUCGCCGCCCUCAAGAAGCACGAAAAUGGCAACGAGAAUGCCAAACCCAACAUCCUCAUCGGCCAUCACCGGCGCUUCAACCCCUACGUCCGCACCACAAAGACCCUGUUGAACGCGAACUCCCUUGGCACCAUCAUCGCAGUCAACGGUCUCUGGACGCUCCUAAAGCCCCCGUUGUACUUCGCGCCCCCAAUCGGCUCCUGGCGCGCAGAUAAGAACAAGGGCGGCGUGCUAGGGAUAAACCUGAUCCAUGAUAUCGACGUUCUGCAAUUCCUAUUCGGACCUAUAAGUCGUGUGUACGCUGAGCCUACAAAGCCACAACGUCAAGAGAACAAUCCAGAGCAUACAGCUGAGGAAGGCUGCGCGGUGACACUGCGCUUUCAGUCUGGGAUUGUAGGGACGUUCCUCAUCUGCGAUGUAACGCCGUCGCCGUUGAACUUUGAGACGGGGACGGGCGAGAACCCGACUAUCCCGCCUGUUUCUUCUGGGAGUGCGAGUGAUUGUUAUCGGAUUUUUGGGACGAGGGGGAGUUUGAGUGUGCCUGAUAUGACAAGGUGGAGUUAUGAUCAUGUUUCUGCUGACGAUGGGGGAGGGAAGGAGAAGGGGUGGAACCAGGAGCUUGGUGUGCAGAGGAUGCCGGUUGAGGGAGGUGAUGAGCGGCCGUUUGAUAGGCAAUGGGAGUAUUUCGUUGAUAUUUUGCACGGUAAGAAGGUGGGUGAGGAGGUGGGAUGUAGUGUUGAGGAUGGGGUGAGGGCGCUCAGGGUUGUUAGGGCUGUUAGGCAGAGUAUGGAAGGGAGUGGGCCUGUCGAUGUGCAAGUCGAUUGA